AUGGAGGAGGAGUGUCCAAAUGACUACAUUGUCAAAGGAGGCUACCUCCGCGUCGCACUCGGCGACAAGCUGGGCCCUCAAGGUCGUUAUCUUGUCAAAAGAAAGCUAGGAUGGGGUGUAUUCUCCACCGUCUGGCUUGCUGAAGACACGCUGCGAAACGUCCAUGUAGCGCUCAAAAUCUGCCGCUCCGACAGGGAUACAAGGGAGACUGCGGAAGCCGAAAUAAAGAUUCUCAAAGAGGUCAUGUGGCAUGGUCACAGUCAGAGCAACAUCGUGCGACUCGUUGACACCUUUUGCGUGCCUGCACAUCAACGAAACAGUCGCGCGGAGCACGCCUGCCUAGUGUUUGAGAUUCUCGGUCCGAAUCUCCUCACCUUCCUCGAGGCGCACAUCAAGAACGUCAGGGAGGCAAACGCAGGUGCAAUUCCAGGUCCAUCAAACGGCCUCCCACUACAACUCGUCAAAGAGUUUGCCAAGCAGAUGCUGGCCGGUACCGCGUAUCUGCACGAUUUCUGCCGUUACAUACAUACAGAUCUCAAGCCCGAGAACAUCGUCAUUGCACUCCCAGACAUUGAACGAAUCAUUCAUAGGGAUUUGGAGAUCACCACGCCAUCCUCCAGCCUGGUUGAAACAACCCAGUCUAGCAUGCGAGCUCCUGCCGCCAACGAUAAACCAUCGAUCGUCGGAACAUCCCCAUCAGAUUCCAACACUCAAGUCGUGGAGAUUUACGACUCGCAACCGAUCCCCACGCCCAUCUAUCGCCUCACCACACCGCGCACGUCCUAUGACGAAAAUGACUCGGAUCCAUCGAGCAGCGGUCGUAGUGACAGCAGUGGAAGUUCUAAUGGAGGUGAUAGAAAGCUGCGCGUAGCAAAACAUGCCACGGCCUCGGUUGCAAGUAGCAGCAUCAUGUCAUCCUCUGAUGCCGUACGCUCCUCCAUCGAUAACCAUACGGCAGAUAGUCAUCAGCAGACGGGCACACAGCCGACGAUGAUUCCCAAGAGUGUGGCCAUAGCUGUCCCUACAGCGGCCGUGUCACCCUCGAGCCCGAUCACAUCGACGUUUGCGAGCUUUUCACGGCGACUCAGCAGCAGCUUUAGUUCGCUAUCGUUCCCAUCAUGGCCAUUUGCUCGCUCACCACCGACACGUGAUCCACUCCCCCCGAUCCCCUCGCAGACGGCUUUGCCGGAAGCCGCGGUCAACGAUUCAGCCGUACACGAGCAGUCAGCCGAAGCCACCGACCCUGCGCAGCCUACCCCGCCUCCUCGAAAAGUUCUCCCAGAACUCAACAUCAAGAUUGUCGACUUUGGUAACGCGCAGCCCAUUUCAGAGUCUUAUGUGGGCCGCAUACAAACGCGUCAAUAUCGUGCACCCGAAGUCAUUCUUGGGAGACGAGAUUGGGACCGCAAGGUGGACGUCUGGAGCAUUGCUUGCAUCAUUUUCGAGCUCGUGACCGGCGAUUUCUUGUUCGAUCCUCCAGAGGAUUCGGCAAAUCGAGACAAGGAUCACAUUUAUCAAAUUCUGGAACUUACCAAUCCGUUUUACGAUCGUCGUUGGGCUAUGGGUGGUCGGAUGAGCGGUAAAAUCUUUACACCAAACGGUGACGCGGAUAGGAGAUUAAGAUACUACUCGCUGCAGUCGCUGUUGGAGGAGCGGUAUCAUCUCGAAACGUCCGAGGCAAAAGGCCUCGCCGACUUCCUGAUACCAAUGCUCGCAUUCGAACCCUAUAAACGAGCCAACGCCCGUGAUCUUGUCGAUCAUCCGUGGUUGGAAGGAACUCGCCCGAUCAAACCCUUCCCUCCCGACGACCUCGAGAAUUUCCAAAGUAUCGAAAUCAACAUAUAA
Molecule: messenger RNA, 1845 nt
Organism: Serendipita indica DSM 11827
Lineage: Eukaryota; Fungi; Basidiomycota; Agaricomycetes; Sebacinales; Serendipitaceae
Source: the annotation of a GenBank genome assembly